Lycium barbarum (goji berry) is the source of this 1544-nucleotide messenger RNA. RefSeq lists its product as uncharacterized. The coding region runs from base 423 to 989 and encodes 188 amino acids. The record is from RefSeq and is a predicted model, not a curated record. Gene Ontology annotation, molecular function: protein binding. The transcript is spliced from 7 exons. Lineage: Eukaryota; Viridiplantae; Streptophyta; Magnoliopsida; Solanales; Solanaceae.
UUUGUAAGCUAUGCCAAGCUGGGUCAGAUUCGGUUAUCUUUUCUUUAUUGUCAAAGUAAAUUAUAGUUGGAUGUAAACCUAUUGGGGCCUCCUUUUAGUUUCAUCUUUGAAGAUUUAGAUGUUCGGUCUGAGCAAGUCUAUUUGCAGCCUUCUCUUCUGGAUUCCUUGCGGAGCAUACGUUUAUCUCUAUCUCCUACUCCUUAGUGGAUAAUCUGGUGGUGGAAUUUGUGGAAAUAGGUAACUGUUGAUGCUCAAAAACUCUCCUAGUGAGGCAUCUAACUGGUAUGCUUUCAAUCUGUUGUAGUUUGGUCAGUCUUUGUUAACGCAUCAAACUACCAACAUUAUAUUCUGGAACAAAAACAGUGUCUAAUGGAUCAGUGGAUGAGCCAAAAAGUUGCACUGCGACAGAGCUCUGCCAGCACAUGUUUCUUGAUAUUGUCAAAUCAGAAAAGUUUGGUCAACUAUGUCAUGUGCUUUUUGAAAAUUUUGAAGGCAUGAAGGCUGACAAAGUUUUUGAUAUCAGUCUUGUUCACUCAAGGAUGAAAGAUGGAUCUUAUGAGGGCUCAUCCCUCCUUUUUCACUCAGAUAUUCAACAGGAAGGAAAAUAUAGUGAAGCACUUGGGAAGUGGGAAUCUGCUCUACUUUUGAUGCCAGAUCGUGCCAUUCUACAUGAACAGAAGGCUCAAAUUUUGCUUGAACUUGGAGAAACAUGGAAGGCGCUAAAAGCUGCUACUCGUGCAACUGAGUUGGAACCAAGCUGGGGUGAGACGUGGGUCACCCUUGGUAGGGCACAGCUGAAUUACGGUGAGCCCGAUAGUGCUAUCGAAAGCUUAGACAGAGCACUAGCCAUCAAGCCCGAUUCUGUAGAGGCGCGUAAUGAUCGACAAGCUGCCUUGCAUCAUAUUCAGAGGAGAAAACAGUUACAGACAUCGGGUUUGAGCAUGAACCAAAACCGCUUUGCUGUAGUGGACAAAACUGAGAGCGCUUGAAGGUUUGAAAACGUAGGGAAAUGGAGGAUCUUUCUCAACGCCUAUGUUGGGAAUUAUUAAAGAAGGAGGGCGACAUUUCUAUUUGGAGGAAGCCUUUGAAUAACAGUUGCUAUCUCAGUCGCGCUCCAGCAGUUCAACCUUCUCUAUGUGAUGCUGGUGAUGAUCCAGAUAAUGUCUGGAAUGUAAACCUAAAGAAAUGUAUUACGCAAUUACCUGAGAACGGCUAUGGAGCUAACAUGACUGCUUGGCCUGCACGCCUUCACUCUCCACCAAACAGGCUGUUUAGUAUAAAAAUGGAUGCUGAAUUAUCUAGGAGGGAAAUUUUUAAAGCAGAGUCAAAAUUUUGGAACGACAUAAUAAGGGGAUAUAUUGGUGUUGUAUUAUCUAAAAUAAACUUCUAUUAAGCCAAAAUCGUUAUGUCAACUUACUGUGUUAUUAGUUUUUGCUGUCUCUUUGCUUAUUGUCACUGUUGUACUAUCCGUUAGUUGAUAUUUAUGUUUGCUUAAAGUUUUGCAUCAUCUUGCUUUGGUUUUGAAUGUGAAGGAUUUCAGAAAA